AUCCACGAUAUUGUAUAGUUAAAACACACCAUGAAUAGGAAGACACCUAAGAAACCAGGGAAUGGAACAAAACCUAAACAGAGUUCUAGUCAGAGCAAUAGUGUAGCCAGAGGAGGAGUAGCAAGAAGUCAGGCUAUGGUGGUGCGAGGGACAGGGGGACAGGCCAUGCAACUCCCUAAAGGAAUGCAGCCGGUCCCAAUGAGAGAGGAAGGAGGCAUGCUCAUACCAGAGGGUUACACAAUGAGGAAGAUAGAACCAGCCAAAAAUUAUGAUGUUGUAUCAUUCGCUAAGGCUAUGAACCAAGAUUUUGCCCCAAGACUGAAGAAAUUGUUUGAUCCAGAGACAGAGGCUGCCCUUGAAGCACAGAGGACAGGUAUCUACAUAGGAUGGCGCUGUCCAGAAUUCAAGCAUGAUUGUCAACGGGUGAAUAAAAUGUCCAAGUGCUUCUGUGGUCACUUGUUAGGGGAACAUGCCCAAUAUACAGCAAAAAGUUUGCGAGUCAGGUGUGCUCAGGGUGGCUGUAAGUGCAGGGCCUUCGUAUGGAUACCUUCUCGACCAGAGGAUGUGGGCGAGUUCUGGCACCAAAGACGCAGAGACUUCGAUCCAAGCACAUGGCGUGCAAAGUGCAGAUGUAAACAUACACAUGAGGAACAUGACCCUGCUGGCUCACGACGAUGUAUAUUUAGAGGUUGUUCUUGUGGACAUUUCAACUCUAAUUUCCUGUGUGCAGCAUGUGAUAAACACUGGGAAGAUCAUGAAACAUUUUUUGAGAGUGAGCAAGACCGCAUUGAUAAAGAACUUCCUUAUGGAGAGAUGUACUUGCCAUUUGCUGAGAUGCCAGACUUGCGUAACAUUGCCUUAACAGGAAGAGAGGAUGACGACUCCCCAUACAGGGCCCUGACCCAGGGGGAGGGGUCGAUUCCAAGGAACCCCCGCCCUGUUGGAAACAAUGCUCCUGUGAACUUUGGAGGAAACCCCAAAAGUGGCUUCAAACCAGUCUAUGACUAAGGAAUUAGCUAUCCUUGCACCUAGAUAGUUCCACAAAACCCUGUUUAUCUUCA
This is a messenger RNA of Ylistrum balloti, 1061 nucleotides long. Its product is annotated as protein FAM221B-like. Bases 31 to 1008 code for a protein of 325 amino acids. The record is from RefSeq and is a predicted model, not a curated record. Lineage: Eukaryota; Metazoa; Mollusca; Bivalvia; Pectinida; Pectinidae. The transcript has 7 exons.